GUGUUGGAGUACGUGUACUGGUGUUGGAGUACGUGUACUGGUGUUGGAGUACUGGUGUUGGAGUACGUGUACUGGUGUUGGAGUACUGGUGUUGGAGUACGUGUACUGGUGUUGGAGUACUGGUGUUGGAGUACGUGUACUGGUGUUGGAGUACGUGUACUGGUGGAGAGUUAAUAAUGAACACAGCAACACAAGCUUCACCACUACAAGAUGUACAUGGUGAUGGUAGAUGGUUAAGUAUGCACAAUAGGUUUGUGAACCAAGCACGGGAAAUGGAACCCGAUGUGGUGUUUGUGGGCGACUCUUUGGUUGCCAAUCUUCAGUCCACUGAUCUAUGGGAGAAAUGGUUCGCUCCGAUGCAUAGCCUCAAUUUUGGUAUCGGAGGUGACCAAACACAACAUGUCCUCUGGAGACUUAAGAAUGGAGAAUUGGAAUAUAUAAAACCGAAGGCUGUUGUGGUAUUAGUGGGGACCAAUAACCAUGACCAUUCAGCAGAUGAAGUUGCUGAAGGCAUCACAGAAAUAUUCCAGGCAAUUAGGGAAAAGCAGCCACAAGCAUAUAUAGUUAUUCUUACACUUUUACCUCGAGGAGAGAAACCCAAUCCUCUGCGUGAGAAGAACAGUGAAGUCAAUGUUCUCAUAAAGGAAGCUCUGCGCCAGGCUGACCUGUGUCAGGUGGUUAAUAUUGAUCGUGACCUUGUCUUAAGUGAUGGGACAAUAGAUCACCGAGACAUGUACGACUACUUGCAUCUGACAUCUCAGGGUUACCGGCGUGCCUUUGAGCCUGUCUAUAUGCUUUUGACCAAUUUAUUGCAUGAAAAUGAUACAGCACUGCUCAACGAUGCUGCACUUGCAUCGCCAGCAUCAGAUAAUCCCCCAGCAGACAACCGUGGAACUUGUGUCGAGUAGUUUGUAUACUGCACUGAUCAACUCACUCAGCCAUUUAGCACCACUUCCCAAGUUCCUUGGCAACCUUAAUCAUGGUAGCAUAUCUUUCAGACAUUCUUCUCACAAAAUGUUGCUAUGCACUAGUGAUACAUAUGUGCAUUUCUGCUUGUCUGGUCUGCCUUCUCCACCAAUAUCUCUCGCAAGGUAAUUACUUUUUUAAUUUUAUCCAUCAACUGAUUUUCUUAAUUUAUUUUGGAAGUCUUGAUGAAGGACCCAAGUUACACACAGCUUUGCUUAAUGUUCGAUGUGAUCUCUAAAGAUCCUCAUUGUAUUGUGUUUUGAAAGUGACACAUACAUUAAAAUUUACAUUAUUAGCAUCUCGUAUAUGCUUUUUUUUUUUUUUUUUUUUUUACUCAAGUCAGAUUUUUUCAUGUUACAGUUUUUCUUUUAAUGCUUCUAUGAAAUUUGUAUUCAUUUAUAUACAACCUUUUCAUCACGGAUACUGUACACUACUGUUUAUUAUUGUUCAAUAUGGACAAACUUUGCAAAUUUAACUUAAAUAUUCCCUACAAACAUUUUUCAGCAAAAUCUCAAAUUUCAAAAUAAUGAGAAUUAAAUUACUGGUAAAUUAUGCAUCUCUAAUAAUAAGCAGAAGACACUAAUCUUGUAUAAGAGCAAAUAUAGGAUUGGUUUUGAUUUGAUCCACUGACGACAUGAUAAAGUUUAAGACAACCAAAGUUCUGAUCAAUAUACUAUACAUAAGUCUGUGCAUUUUCUCAGUAAAAUAUCUGUUAGAAGGUAAAAUAAUUUGAGGUGUGUAACUGUUCAUAUUUACUUUCCACUGACAUAAUAUUCUUUACAACAGAAGAAAAAGGUUGUGUAGGCUAUUAAUUAUUAUUAAAACUGUGUGAAGCUGAAAAUUCAGAAAGUAUUUGUGUUCACAAUCCAUUUGAAAUUAGAAACUGUUCAAACAUUAUUUGAAUAUUAUAGAAAUGCAAAACAAAAAAAUGGUAAUUUCUUGUACAUAUGGAGUGUGAGUAAAGCAGCAUUUAUGAAGGUAUUCAGGGAAACCAGUUAGCCAGACUUGAGUCCUGGAGGUGGGACAUACAGUGUCUGCACUCUGAAGGACAGCUGGAGAUAUGUUAAAAGUUUUUGAACUAGUAUCAGCAUGCCUCUGGCAACACAGUGAUGGAGUGAGUGACAAGUGUGUUUUCUUUUUUGGGUCGCCCUACCUUGGUAGGAAACGGCCAAUAUGUUAAGAGAGAAAUAAACGCAGCUUAUAGAGUGGAAGCAGCAUGUUAUGCUAGAGGUUGUCGGGGUAUACUAAGGCAGCCAACACUGGGCUUGUGAAGGACAAUUCAUUCCUAAAAACCAAAGUUUAGAACAGAAGGACUUGCUAAUCCUGUUCUUGUGAUACAUUUUAAGUGAUCUUAUUGUCAUUAUUUAAACUUUUUUUAAUAUUCUAGUUAUUUAUACAUUGGUAUUUUCUCAGUUCACUUUCAUUGUGCAGCUGUUUGUGUAUAUGUAUGCAUGCAUGUAUAUUGUAUAGAUUUUUUAACUUAAUUAUUUUUUAAUUAAUAUUUUUUAAAUAGUUAGUUAUCAUGGGUUAAAAGGUUAUGAUUGUUUUAUCAGUUCACACAUUACAAAUUAAUAUAUUAAAUUAAGGGUAUACAAUAAUAAGCUUAUGCUGACCUGAGAUAAGUUGGGUAAGAUUAAUUUAAAUUAUAUCAUGUUAAUUUUAGGAAGGUUAGAAUAUGUUAAUGAGUUACUUUUGGUGCAAAAUAUAUUUUUUUAUGCCAUGAUAACUUAUCUAUGUUUAUUUGUGCAUGAAAGAGAAUUUUCACAAAAGUUUUAUGUUUAGGGCAGUGCAGCUCAUAUAUAUGACGUAUGUACAUGACAUGAAUGGUAUACAGUACUGACGCGAGGAAGAAUUAAACACGUGCAGCAUCUGGGUAUCUCUACUUGUAAACAUUUCACCAUCCAGUGACUAUCAUUAUAAAUUAAAGGACAUAAUGGGAAGAUGGUAGAACCGUAUGUAAAAAAUACGAGUGAUCAGUGAGUGAGAGUCUGGGAAGAGUAAUAAAGUGAACAUACUUAAAUUCUAAAAAGGAAAUUUAAAAGAAAGCAGGAUAAGCCAUUGACCUCACUUACUGUGUGAAGUGUCUCCUUCUCUCACCCCUAACCACUCACCACUGAUCUCCCCACCCAGCACUUACUACCCACUGCCCGCUUCCCAUAAAUACCCAAUGCCCUUAAACUACCCACCACCCAUGAACUACCCACAGACCACCCACUGCCCAUAAACCACCCAGGAUAGUAUAAAGAAAAGUGAGGAUGGCCAGAAAUAAGAUCUCUUGUGUAUGUGAAAAAUUUUUUAGAAGAAACAUUAGGGGCAUUGAUUAUGAAAUAUGUAGAACGUCUCAUGCAUCACGUACAAAGCUUAAUUCAGCCACCAGAAAUGACCUAAAACAAGAAAGAUGUUUCUGGACUUGCCCCAUUGAGAUGGAAACCUGGUCAGGCAUAAGGGAAGUAUUAAAAAGUGAAAACCUAGAAAGCAUAAGAAAGUUUCUAAGGAGCUUGCCAGAUAUAUACAAAGAGUGGGAAAAAAAAAGGUAGGGAACAGGGGGAGGAGGAAAAUGAAAAUAAAGGUAAAGACCAAGGAGCUGAAACAAGGGUGGAAAAUGUCAUUCAGGAAGUCAGAAAAGACCAAAAAAUGGGUGUAUGACAUAGGAAAAAGGGAAGGGAAGAAGAGAAAUUUAUAGUAGGAAUAGAUGAAAGAAAACAAGAGAAUACAGAUCAGGUGGCAGAACUUGGGCAAGAUUCAGACUCAGUAAAUGUAGGUAAAUAUAGGGAGAACAUGCUGGAAUAAACACAAUAGAAAAUGUAUGAACGUGUUGAGAAAUGGAAAGUGUUGCUUUUACAAAGAGUGCAGCAGGUACUUCCACCCAGUGAUGUGCAAAGCUUCAACACAGUCCAGAGAAUGUUAUAACCUGAACUGCCCAGACCAUCAUGUAAAAGGAAUGCCGUGCUACAGAGAAAUGGAAAAUGAGCAGCAGUCUUUUGUAGACAGAAACGAUUGUACCAAAGAAAGAGGCAAAAUGGGGAAAUGGGACAGAGGGACACAACACUGGGACAUACCAAGCCAGGCAUCAGCUCAUCAGGGUUGAAUAUACAGUCAAAUGCAAAAUCAGUAUUGGAGAAAUCAGGGGUAUGUCCACCAGGGGCCAUACCAGGUAGUACAUCACCAGUGAUACUAACUAAACACACAGCAAAACAAAACAUCCCAGAUGGUAAAUCCUGCUUCCUCUUUGCAAACACUCGAGGUUUGAAAUAAAAUAAAAACGAAAAGUUAGUUAUAUUAGUGGGUUCCUCUCAGAAGCGAAUGUUUGGAACAUUUACAGAAACACACACAAGGAAUGUUUUGGAUGGAGCGAUAAAGAUAAAAACCCAUAACAUGUAUUGAUGUGAUAGAAUUAAUAGGUCACAGGGAGGAUUAGGACUAUGUGAAAGAUUCUUUCAAUUGCACAGAAUUGCUGAAUUCUAUGAAUGAUAUAGUAGAAAUUCUAGGUAUUAAAGAUGAAAAUAGGAAUUUGGGAAUUUUUUCUUCUUUCAGUAUGCUGGCCAUAUCCCACUGAGGCAGGGUGGCCAUAUCCCACUGAGGCAGGGUGGCCAUAUCCCACUGAGGCAGGGUGGCCAUAUCCCACUGAGGCAGGGUGGCCAUAUCCCACUGAGGCAGGGUGGCCAUAUCCCACUGAGGCAGGGUGGCCAUAUCCCACUGAGGCAGGGUGGCCAUAUCCCACUGAGGCAGGGUGGCCAUCUCCCACUGAGGCAGGGUGGCCAUAUCCCACUGAGGCAGGGUGGCCAUAUCCCACUGAGGCAGGGUGGCCAUAUCCCACUGAGGCAGGGUGGCCAUAUCCCACUGAGGCAGGGUGGCCAUAUCCCACUGAGGCAGGGUGGCCAUAUCCCACUGAGGCAGGGUGGCCAUAUCCCACUGAGGCAGGGUGGCCAUAUCCCACUGAGGCAGGGUGGCCAUAUCCCACUGAGGCAGGGUGGCCAUAUCCCACUGAGGCAGGGUGGCCAUAUCCCACUGAGGCAGGGUGGCCAUAUCCUACUGAGGCAGGGUGGCCAUAUCCCACUGAGGCAGGGUGGCCAUAUCCCACUGAGGCAGGGUGGCCAUAUCCCACUGAGGCAGGGUGGCCAUAUCCCACUGAGGCAGGGUGGCCAUAUCCCACUGAGGCAGGGUGGCCAUCUCCCCCCCCCCAAAAAAAAAAAAGUUUCUCUUUUUGAAUUUUGUAAUAUAUACAGGAGAAGGGGUUACUAGCCCCCUUGCUUCCAGCAUUUAAGUCGCCUCUUAUGAUACACAUGGCUUAUGGAGGAAGAAUUCUGUUCUACUUCCCCAUGGAGAAAUUUGGCAAUUAUCCUAGUACUACGUAUAUAAACCACCAUCAGCAACUGCUGAGGAAUUCACAAAUCAGUUAAGGAAGAUAGAUAGCUGUCUGGAUAGGCUAGAAUUAUCCCACACCAAAUAUUAUACUCCUUGGAGAUUUUAAUCUCUCACACAUAAAAUGGAAGAUAGCUCAUUGCAACGUUAUACCAGAAAUAUCUCCUUGAAGCACCCUGGCUCAACAGGUACUAAUGAGGCUUUGUGUAAAGUACUCGUUGAAGCAACAGAUAACUGAUCCCACUAGAAAUGAAAAUGCCAGAUUUGAUAUUCACAAACAGCGAGGACUAAUCAGACACACAACAAUUACAAAAACAAUAUACUCUGACCACAACAUCAUUGAAGUACAGACGAGUAUUAACUGAGGGUUAGGGAACUGCAGCACUAAUGUAAGAGAAGGGUUGUUUAAUUUCAACAACCAUAGAAUUGACUGGGAAAAAAUGAACCAAGAGCUAUCAGACAUAUCCUGGGAGUCAGACAUUAACACCCUAAAUCUCCACCAGUACCUACAGAGGCUGAAUAUAGAAGCAUACGAGGUCUGUGUUAAACACAUACUAUUCAGAGAGCCCAGAAGAUCAAAUAUAUAAAGAGAGAGAGUGUAGGAGAUCAUACAGAAAAAGAAAAUGGGUUACUGAAUUGCUUAAAAACAAAUGUGCUGCAACAGAGAAAAGAAAACCUUAGUUGAGAGAUUAAUGAAUUUGAGCAAAAACUUAGGAUGUCAUACCUAGCAGAAGAAGUACAAAGGGAACAAAAGGCCAUACAGGAUAUUGCAAGAAACCCAAAAUAUUUCUAUUCAUGCACAAAAUCCAAGCUAAGAACUACCUGUAGAAUUGGACCAUUAUUGAGAGGAGACUCAUAUACCAACAGUGAACAGGAAAUGAGUAAAAUCCUAAAAGAGCAGUAUGAGCCAGUGUUCAGCAACCCACUAAAUGACAGCAAGGUAGAAAAUGCAGAAACAUUUUUCACUCCAGAAGAAGGCCACACAGACCAACUAACUGACAUAAGCACAAGUCCCAUAAUUUCAAAAAAGAAAUGACUAACAUGCCCACUCACUCAGCACCUGGACCAGACUCAUGGAAUUCCUUAUAAAAAAAAUGGAAAGUACCAGUAGCAAGAGCCCUCAGUAUUCUUUGGAGAAAGAGCUUGGAUCUAGGUGAAAUACUGGAGUCCUUGAAGAGUGCAGACAAAGCUCCUUUGUAUAAGGGAGGUAGUAGAGCACUAGCUUAAAAUUACAGACCAGUAACCCUAACUUCUCACAUAAAAAUCUUUGAAAGAGUGAUGAGAUGGCAGAAUACAAAUUCCUUGGAACAGCACAACCAGCAUAACCCAACCCAGCAUGGUUUUAGAGUUGGACGAUCAUGCUUUUCGCAGAUGCUGAACCACUAUGGCAGAAUUAUGGAGGCGUUAGAAGACGACCAAACUGCAGAUGUGAUAUACAUGUUUUCCAAAGGCACUUGACAAAUGCAAUCAUGGAGUGAUAGUGCACAAAAUGAGGUUAGUUAGUUUAAUAUGUUUAUUAUGCACCCCAUACCCAUCCUGUGAGCACACAAAAUGAGGGCCAUAGGCAUUAUGGGAAAGGUAGGCAGAUGGAUUUUCAGGUUCCUAACACGUGCAACACCAAGGGUACUAGUAAACAACAAAAUCCAGCAUCAGCAGGGUAAAAAGCUCAGUUCUGCAAGGCACCGUCCUGGCACCUCUGCUGUGUCUCAUCCUCAUAGCAGACAUAGAUAAGAACACCUGUCACAGUUUUGUAUCAUUUUCAGAUGACACUAAAAUAGGCAUAAAAGUCAUUACAGUAGAAGACACUGAAAAAUUACAGGAAGACAUAAUCAGGGUUUUUCAGUGAGCAGUGGUGGGCAACAUGACGUUCAAUUGUGAUAAGUUCCAGCUGCUUAGGUAUGGAAAGAAUGAAGAACUCAGAAGGAACACUGCAUACAAAACUCAAGACAAUCACCAGAUAGAACGAAAGGAACACAUAAAAGACUUGGGAAUAAUUAUGUCUGGUGAUCUUUCUUUCAAAGAACAUAAUAAGACAAAGAUCAUGACAACCAGGAGGAUGAUAGGGUGGGUUUUGAGAGCUUUCAAAACAAGGGAAAUAAUGCCAAUGAUGGCACUCUUCAAAUUGCUAGUGCUCACUCAUUUGGAAUAUUGCUCAGUGUUGAUGGCCCUGUUCAGAGCAGGAGAAAUAUCAGAGCUGGAACAAAUGCAGAGAUCAUUUACAGCUCACAUAGAGCCAGUAAAGCACCUAUAUUACUGGGAGCACCUGAAAGUCUUAAACAUGUACUCAGUGGAGUGGAGGAGAAAGAGAUAAACGAUAAUAUUUUCCUGGAAAGUAAUUAGGACCUGAUCCCAAAUUUGCACACUGCCAUAACAACAUACUUGAGAGAUAUGGGAGGAGGUGCAACAUAAACUCUGUGAUGAACAGGGAUGUGGUGGGGGCGAUAAGGGAACGCUUUAUCAACAUUUAUGGCCCCAGAUUAUUCAGCAUCUUACCAGAAGAUAUCAGAAACAUGGCUGGAACAAGUGUAGAAGCCUUCAAGAGAAAACUGGGAAAGGAUCUUCACCAGGUGCCAGAUCAACCAGGCUGUGAUGGAUAUGUGGGGCAGCAACAGCCUGGUUGACCAGGCAAGCACCAGACAAGCCUGGCCAGUGGCUGGGUUCCAAGAGUAGCAAGACUCUUGAAACUCAUAUACAUGUAUAUAUAUAUAUCCAUCCAUCCAUCUAUGGGGAAACAGAACAGAAUUCUUCCUCCGUAAGCCAUGCAUGUCGUAAGAGGUGACUAACAUGCUGGGAGCAAGAGGCUAGUAACCCCUUCGUUUUACCUUUUAGGCCACAAUGCCUCAGUAAGAUUCAGCAGGUUUGUUGAAAGAAGAUAAAAUAUUAUAUUAUGUAUGUAAUUGUUUUGGCAGUUUUAGCAGUAUAUAUGUAGUGUAUGUUGUGAUAUUUGUAUGAAUUGCAUGGCUGUGAAUUGCUUUAUAUUUUGUAUGCAGUAUUUAUUAUAUAGUUUUUGUAACUAUUUUGGAAGUUGUCAUUGGUGCAUAUUAUUUUUAUUUUAUGUAAGAUGAUGAAUCUAGUCUCGGUGAAGUAGUUGGUUAUCCUAUAAUGUGUGUUAAAAGUUCUGAAUGAAGUUGUGUAACGUAGUGGUCAUGUGCACUUGAUGCUAUCAAAGUUUAGUGCUCUGUAGAGAUUUCGAGCACUCGGAAUGCUGUGUACUUUGUGUAUUCUUUCACUUUGAGACCAACAUUAGGGCCACAUUACAUAUCUGGACAUAACAUCACUUCAUAGUGAAUUUCAUAUAUUGCUUGUUUUUCCAUUACUUUAGUUAAUACAUUGCUAUAAAAAUUACUUUCAAAGAUUCAUUAAAAUGAAUUUUAGCUGAAUUGAAAAGAGCACCACAUGGCAACCUAUGGCUAAUCUUUCAUAAACUUAUAAUGUUCAUAAUGUACAAUCUCUCCAUGCAGAAGUGGAACACAAUUCUUCCUCCGUACGCCAUGCGUGCCGUAAGAGGCGACUAAAAUGCCAGGAGCAAGGGGCUAGUAACCCCUUCUCUUGUAUACAUUAUUAAAGUUUAUUAUAAUUAUGGGGGAGCAUUAAACCCAUUGGAUUAUACAGCGCCUGUGGGGGGGGGGAUGGAAGGUAUUCAGGCCCAAUUCGAACUGAAGCACAGAUCCAAUUCCCCUAGAUCAUGAGCCCCUCACCAGCAUCGAAGAACCUCCCUUGAGAGGUACUAAAGUUAAAAAGAGAAACUUUUGUUUGUCUUUUUGGGCCACCCUGCCUCAGUGGUCACCCUUCCAGAGGUGUCGCUAGAGUUGGUGUCACCCGGGGCGGAAUCUCUGGUGUCACCCAGGACGGCAUCUUUGGUGUCACCCCCAUGAAAUUCAAGGGCGGGGGGAUGGGGGUUGGUAAACUCCAGUUACGUCACUACUGCAUGACCAGUGACAUAUUUAGCAAUGAGAAUGUUUAAGGGCCAUAAACUGAACAGGAGAAUACUUCUCAACUUUAUUAAUGAUAAAAUAAAUAAUCGUAGUAAUAUUGAGGAAAACUCAAAUACCACUUUUAGUACAGCCAACAGAUCCUACAUUUAUUCAUCUUCAACAAUGUAAAAAAACUUGAAAAAUAAAGAAAAACAUUGCAAUAUCAGAGAAACACUAGUUCCGAUUUGACUUUAAGUACAGGUAACAUCUCAGUGAAUCUGAUCUUACAUUUCCUUGCCUUCAGUUAUGCAAAAUCAUCUAUCACAUCAUCAAAAUCAAUGAUUUUCCCUAUAUAGGCUUAUUUGUACUUUGUUAAUGUAUAAUAGGCUAUAUAGAAACGAAGGAUUCUUCUCUUAAGUUGGUGCAGCACUGUUUUGGGCAUUAGUGUCACCUUUACAGGCUCUAUGGUGUCACCCGGGGCACCCGGCCCCCGCCCCCCUUACGACGCCUCUGCACCCUGCCUCAAUGAUCACCCUGCUUCAGUGGGAUAUGGUUGACUUGUUGAAAGAAGAAAGAAUAAUUUGCAAUCUAAUUCAGCUUGUAGAUUUCAGGUGACUAUGAUGUCAGCAUUUGACUGGUACCUAUGUAUAUUUUGUCCUGCAGAAUCUAAAAAAAUAAAAUGACACUAGAAAUUUGUACACAAUAUUUAAUGCUAGCAGACAACCCAAGUGAUUUCUUAGAUGUUGAGAAUUUACUAAGUGGUUUCAGCUUAGCACUUUUGAAAGUUGAAACAGAAAAAUCAUAGCACAUUUUGAAAUAAAGCUGCAGGAUUAAAUAUUGAAGCUCUGAGCUCAUGUGGAAACUCGAGAGAGGAUGGGGGGCCAAGUGGUCUACCUGGAGGGUAUUCCAGAGAUCAGUUCCCCCGUGAGAGGAUGGGGGACCAAGUGGUCUACCUGGAGGGUAUUCCGGAGAUCAGUGCCCCCGUGAGAGGAUGGGGGACCAAGUGGUCUUCCUGGAGGGUAUUCCGGAUAUCAAUGCCCCCGUGAGAGGAUGGGGGGCCAAGUGGUCUACCUGGAGAGUAUUCUGGAGAUCAAUGCCCCCAUGGCCCCAUCCAUGACCAAGCCUUCCGGUGGAUCAGGGCCUGAUCAAUUAGGCUGUUUCUGCUGGCCACAUGUAGUGACCCUACUUGGGAGUUUGCUCUACACCUACAACUGGAACAUUUUGACUACACUGUGGUUUCUGCAGUCCAAUACAGAUUAUAGGUUGGAGGCAACAGAAGUGACGAGGUAAUAUGAUGAUGUAAUAAAUCCAUCAAUCUUGUAGAAAUAGUUGGAGGUUGUCAGUCCCUCAGCUUGGAGAAGAGUUCAUCUCCAUGGUCUGGAACAAUAUGAAGCUGAAGCAUGAGAAUGGAGUCAGAAAUACUGUCGAAGGUGAGGUGGAAGAUCUCAAAGACGGAGAAGGCAGGCCUGUCUGGAAUUGAACCCUUUUCAGUCAUGACUAGUAGUAAGUGAUGAAAUUGUGGAAGGUAUCCUCUAUACCAAGAUACUGUUGUGUUGCUGUGUCUGACAUAUCUUGAAAAUGGUACAAAAUACCAGACAUUUCAGCAAUAAAGAUUCUCAACUGCUGCACAUACCUUACUCCUCAACUUGUCAAUAUUUUAUACCAUUUUGAACAUUUAAUACAUUGUUUUGAGUCUGUCUUAGGUAUGUUCAGUACUACAUAUAUCAUUAUUUAUAUACUCACAACACAGUACUCUUAAAAGGUGAAAAUAAAUGGUAUAAAAUACCGACAAUGGAAACAAACACAUAUGCAGUUUAAUGUGAUCCUUUAUUGACAACGUUUCGCCCACACAGUGGGCUUUUUCCAAGUCACAAACAGAUCUGAUUGUGACUUGAAAAAGUCCACUGUGUGGGCGAAACAUUGUCAAUAAAGGAUCACAUUAAACUGCAUAUGUGUUUAUGUUUCCACUUUUAAAAGGUAUAGAAUAUUUGAAGAAUUUAUUGAAGUGUAAAAGUGGAUGGCCAGUAUAAGUAAAGGAUUUACGAAGGAAUUCAGGGAAACCAGUUAGCCAGACUUUAGUCCUGGAGGUGGGAACGGAGGGUGAGAAUGUUGCUGUUAGAGGAUAAUCUAAAUUGUAAUGUCAGCACACCUCUGGCCAGUGAUUAAAUGAAUGAUAGUGAAUAUUUCUUUGGGUCACCUUGUCUUGGCAGAUGUUAAGGUAAAAAACAAAUAAAAAAAUGAGGUUGAGUGUAUCUAACAAAGGCAAAACUCAAAAUAAAUUUGGAUAAAUUCAGAUUUAGAAAGUAUAGGAUAGUAUUGGUUUGGCAGUAGUUAUAAAUAAGUGUAACUUAACUGCCAGUAGUGUCAUUGCAGCUAAAAUUUAGUUGCUUUAAAAAUAGCUUAGACAGAUACAUAGGUGAAAUGAUUUUGUGGAAGUAGGGCCUUACAUGAGCCAGUUGGCCUAAUGUGGUGCUUCUCUUGUCUCUGAUAGUCUACCAGUCUAUUAAGACUAGGAGCUUAUUAUUACUCUUCAUGGAGCCAUUACAUUAUUUGACUGAUGUAGCGACUCCCACACAGCACCAAUUCUGUAAGAUUGUUUUUCGAAAUACAAUACUUUAAUCUGUUUCAAUAUAUUUGAGAGUAAGGCUAAAGGGAAAAGGAAAUAUUCAGUUGGAGAAAACCUUAUUCAAUUUUUGUGCAGAUCAAGUCACAGAACCUGACUGACUGGUGGUAAUAUUAUGCUGUUUAUUAACAGCAUAAUACCAACACCCAGCACAGUACUUUCUCAAAUGUUGUGCAACUGUCCCUCAAAAACUAGAGUACAUUUAAAUAAAAGAAAUAGUGCGAAAGAAAUAGUGGAGAAUGUUGGUGUGUGUGAGCAUUCAGUGAGGAACUGGGUGCAGCAUUUCAAGCCCUAUGAUUUGAGCUAUAGUUUCAGGUGUUAAAGACUUCCUUUUACCCAUAAUCAAACAUAUAUAGCCCAAAACCAAAGGGAGCACAGAACAAAAGAUGGGGUGGAUGCAGGACAAAUAUGCAACACUUCCUCUCACCACGGCAGUCACGUGAGCACUGGCAAGUUACUUUGCAGUGUGGCAGCAGGCCGAGACAUCAUGCUAACGGCUGCUGCCCGCCAUAAUGUACUAACGAAAAAAGACCCCCCUGUAUGGUAAGCCCUUGAUUUUCAUCAUGGCAUUAUGCCGGGGCGCUCACCCUGCAUAAUGUCGUGACGAGCACUGUAUGUCACAGGUGAGAGACACCCAAACACCUACCUGAGAAAUAAUCUAAACUGGCCAGUCGGUAAUCUAGUUGCUUGGUAACAGUGGUGUACUUCCCUGGCCGAGCUGUGAUGACGCCGAAUCGUUGACAUUCUAUCACCACCAACCAGUGUUCACAGAUUCAGUUUUCUUUAUGGUUUCUCCCCUUGGGUCAAAAAAAAAACAGAGCUGAGAUGACCAGCAGCAGCCAACCUUCCAUCCCCCAUGUCACCAACUUGCCAUCUACACAACCCCUCCCCCCCCUCCUCCCCAGUCAGUUGGAAGCACUCCCUUCCUCACAUUUAUAUUACAUUAUAUUAACAAUUAUAGGAAAAUUACAAAAAUUUCCACACAUUUACUGCUGAUUUAACUCUUGAUAGAGGAGAAUAUUGUUUUUAGAGAAAAUAAGUUUUCAGUGAUCUGUGUAUGAAGGAUAAUACUGGAAUGAUGUCAUUUAUUGCUACUGUGAUAAUUUAAUUCAUAUGAUGACCAUAUUUUAGAUUACCUAUACAUGGCAUCGAGCUUCUUACUGUACCAAGAUGCUCACGGGUGUAUUAGUAUGUCACCUGGCAGUCCUGCAUUAUCAAGUUUGUGUGAGACAAAUCUCAUCAUUAAGUGUUUUAUAGUAUACAGUGCAAUACAGUAAACAGUAUGCCACAUUUACCUGAAUUCUCAAAUGUUUGUGAAUUAUGGCUUUAAAUGCUCUCUUACAGUUGAUUGAGAUUUGUUACUUGAUAGUUUAAAUCCAGUUUUUCGAAGCUUAAUGUUUUUGUGGAUCUGCUUAAGUUUUUGUUUUCAUAGCGCAUCUGUCAUAAGCAAAAGCGACUUACAAUACAUGCGUACACUUACAUAUGCACAUGUGGACAAGUGAAAACAAAAAAGUAGGACAAAAAAUUGUGUUAAUAGAUAAGGUGUUAGUAUUACAAUAGAAUAUUAGUUACUUAGAUUGGAGGAUGUAUGUAUUAAAAAUAGUCGUUACUGCAGUAAUAUUUCUAGCACCUCACUUGAGCUCCAUUGUCAGUGUGAAACCAAAUUUAAAGUAUGUUGAGAUUAAGUCACAUGGUAAUGAAUGGUUGACUGAAAAUGAAUGAUCUACAAGGUAAUGCUUAUUUUUACAGUGUUAAAUUUAAGCUUCACUAUUACAAUAUUCUUUGUUAGUCUGAUAAUUACUAAGUUGACAUGUGUUGUUGUGGGUUAGAAACCUACAAGUUGAAGAGUGAGAUAUUUGUGCAACAUUUGGGGAUCUUUCUUGAGGAAAUGUUUUGCAAGCCAGUGGCUUCUUCAGCCCAUUACAGAGAAUGGUGAAAGAUGAGAAUGAGGUAAUCAGUCCCUCAGCCUGGAGUCAGUGUGUUCAGUCCAUCACUGACUCCAGACUGAGGGACUGAUUACUUCAUUAUCCUCAUCUUUCACCGUUCCUCUCUAUAAUGGACUGAAGAAUCCAUUGGCUGGUGAAACAUUUCCCCAAGAAAGAUCCCCAGGUGUUACACAAGUGUCUCAAUCUUCAGCUAAGUUGACAGUCAACACUUGUUCCAUUGCUCAUCUCAGUUGAUAUUUUAGGAUAAAAGUGAAACUCGUGUAAUAUUUAGUUCAUUAAUCAAACUAAACAGUUGUAUUACAAUUGUUUUCUCUCAACUUGAAAUGAACCUCAGGGUCCAUCUCAAAUUAUUUUUGUCUUGAUGGUUAUUGUAAUUUACUGUUGCAUGUAUAUUUUUUAGUUAUUAAUUUUGUCAAAGGUGAAUAUUUGCCAGCACAAUUUAAUUUAUUAUAUUUGUCAUUUUAAAUCUUUGUUUUGAUGCACCUUUGAGGCACUGAGUACAUGUUUACUAUCUUAUAUUUUAGUUUUAAUGAUGUAACUGAAUUUGUUUAGCAGUUUUUGAAGGGAUAACUAUUGUACUUGAAAGACAGACUAGUGGUAACACUGCUAUGCUAAUCUGCCAAGACUUGUGCACAUGUCUAUAUAUUAUAAUUAAAUUAUUAUACAAUCAA
Molecule: messenger RNA, 14482 nt
Organism: Cherax quadricarinatus
Lineage: Eukaryota; Metazoa; Arthropoda; Malacostraca; Decapoda; Parastacidae
Gene: Paf-AHalpha
Product: Platelet-activating factor acetylhydrolase alpha
Molecular function (GO): phosphatidylcholine lysophospholipase A1 activity
Source: RefSeq, a predicted model, not a curated record